CAUGUUGGAAGUGUAACUUGGUUUGCUCUGUUUUCAGUCUUUCUUCGCUCCUCAAGUCCUAAUGGUGUUUCUGACUGGAAUGGCAGCGUUCCGAGGGGACAGUUUCCACGACAUCAAGCAGAAGGUCAAACAGGACUACCUUACAAUUCUGAUGACAAAUUACAAGGUGUGGCCGGCUGCACAGCUCAUCAACUUCUACCUCAUCCCACUUCAACACAGAGUUCUGUUUGUCAACUUCGUGGCCCUGGGAUGGAAUACAUACAUGGCCUGGAUGUCAGAGAAGAAGUGAGGUCGGGUCGCCCUCUCUCAAGAUUGGGCAUCAAGGGACUUACCUGACUAAAUUCCAGGUUCUACCCUUGCCUAAAUUUGCUGGAAUUUCUGGGCUCUUUCAUAUCCAUAUUCUGAUCGAUAAUCAAAAUCUAUAUUGUAAUAAAACAGGUCUUACUUCAUGAAGUGUGUCAGAUCAGGUGAGCACCUUGAUUAAAAACAUGAAAAGAUUUAGAAAAUAUCUGUUAACGCCGAGUUGGCAGUACACAUGCUUUGCAAUUCCUGCAGUUGACAGAAAUCUGCACGACAGUUUACAAACCGGAUGU
This is a messenger RNA of Haliotis rufescens (red abalone), 593 nucleotides long. Its product is annotated as protein sym-1-like. Gene Ontology annotation, cellular component: membrane; cytoplasm. The record is from RefSeq and is a predicted model, not a curated record. The transcript is spliced from 4 exons. NCBI's taxonomy places the organism in Eukaryota, Metazoa, Mollusca, Gastropoda, Lepetellida, Haliotidae. Bases 62 to 289 code for a protein of 75 amino acids.